This is a messenger RNA of Parastagonospora nodorum SN15, 276 nucleotides long. RefSeq lists its product as hypothetical. The transcript has a single exon. The coding region runs from base 1 to 276 and encodes 91 amino acids. The record is from RefSeq and is a predicted model, not a curated record. Lineage: Eukaryota; Fungi; Ascomycota; Dothideomycetes; Pleosporales; Phaeosphaeriaceae.
AUGGAUAGGUCAGAAAAGGUCGAGGUGUUAAAGAGAAUCCUCCGAGCCCCUCAACUGCGCGCUGCACUAGGCAGCUUGACUGAAGCAUUGAAGACGGGUGCGCUACCGACCGUCGCGCAAGGACUGAACAUCGACGUCGAGCAUGGUGGUUACAUGAGGGGCGGAGCGAUGCCCUUAGGCGGUGGGGAAGCCGUGAAGGCAUUUCUAGAGGGCGUCAAGAAGACCGUGGAGAAAGAGAGCAAAGAGGAGGGUGACGACGACAUGGAUACGUCUUAG